AUGAUAUAUUCCAUUAGUUCAUAUAGAAAAAAAUGGUUUGAAUAUACACCAGAUAAAAUUGUCAAUUCUUCAAGUGAUCUUGUUCAAUCCAAUCGAUUGAUCCUUAUAUGUAUUUCUUAUCAAUUUGAUGAAUUAAUAAAUUUUAAAAUCAAACGUGUUUUAACUAUAGUACAAAUUUAUUAUUUAGAAAUUCUAGAAAAAGAUAUUUGUAUUGACCAAUUAAUCCAGAUUAUAAAUUCAUUACCAGAUCUUAAUUCAAUAAAGAUUCAUGCAUUAUUAUUAGCUCAAUCAACAGAUUUAUGCGGAGCAAAAGUUGAUAUUCAUAGCUCAACAAACCGUACAAAUAAAAUUACAAAAGUUUAUCUUAAAAACUAUGACUGA
Messenger RNA from Rotaria sp. Silwood1, 381 nucleotides. Lineage: Eukaryota; Metazoa; Rotifera; Eurotatoria; Philodinida; Philodinidae. The record is from the annotation of a GenBank genome assembly.